Molecule: messenger RNA, 1266 nt
Organism: Temnothorax curvispinosus
Lineage: Eukaryota; Metazoa; Arthropoda; Insecta; Hymenoptera; Formicidae
Gene: Tm2
Product: tropomyosin-1
Exons: 7
Coding region: 68-922 (284 amino acids)
Biological process (GO): actin filament organization; muscle contraction
Cellular component (GO): actin filament
Molecular function (GO): actin filament binding
Source: RefSeq, a predicted model, not a curated record
CCGAUCGCUCGGAUUUUUGCAAACUCGGUAAUUUCGUUGGUACGGUCCGCGAAACAAAGCCGCCACCAUGGAUGUCAUCAAGAAGAAGAUGCAAGCGAUGAAGCUUGAGAAAGACAAUGCUAUGGACAAGGCCGACACCUGCGAAGGGCAGGCAAAAGAUGCGAAUAUGCGCGCGGAUAAGGUUCUCGAGGAAGUCGCGGAUCUCACGAAAAAAUUAGCUCAGGUUGAAGCCGAUCUGGUAGCUAACAAGCAAGCUCUCGAGCAGGCUAACAAGGAUCUCGAAGAUCGCGAGAAAUCUCUUACCAACGCUGAAUCCGAGGUUGCUGCCCUUAAUCGUAAAGUCCAACUUAUUGAGGAGGAUCUCGAGCGUUCGGAGGAACGACUGAACACCGCGACCGCUAAGCUGGCCGAAGCUUCGCAGGCCGCCGACGAGUCCAGCCGUAUGUGCAAAGUAUUGGAAAACCGUGCGCAGCAGGACGAGGAGAGGAUGGACCAACUGACGAACCAACUGAAGGAGGCCCGCCUGCUCGCGGAAGACGCUGACGGAAAGUCUGACGAAGUGUCGCGCAAGCUGGCCUUCGUUGAGGACGAGCUCGAAGUCGCGGAGGAUCGCGUGAAAUCCGGCGAAGCCAAGAUCAUGGAGCUGGAAGAGGAGUUGAAGGUCGUUGGUAACAGCUUGAAAUCUUUGGAAGUCUCUGAAGAAAAGGCCAAUCAACGAGUCGAAGAAUUCAAGCGCCAACUGAAGACUUUGACGGUCAAAUUGAAGGAGGCCGAGGCCCGCGCCGAGUUCGCCGAGAAGACCGUCAAGAAACUCCAGAAGGAGGUUGAUAGGCUCGAAGAUGAAUUGGGUCUCAAUAAGGACAGAUACAAGUCAUUGGCCGACGAAAUGGACUCGACGUUCGCCGAAUUGGCAGGAUAUUAGAUUACUUUAUCUCGCUAUGCUUUGUGCCUAAUAAUCUUCUUGUCGGGAAAUCAAACAUUCUAUGUUCUUUGCGAACCGUUACAGGACUCGAUAUGUCGAGUCGUUUGACAAAAAGGCGAGACCAUGGUUGAAAUUAUGCCUCGAACAUGACACACAUACUACACUCACGUCCUUCGUAAUUAAUGUUGUUAUUAUAAUGGAAUUAUCGACGUGACCAAGUCGUGAUUAAUUCAACUCUGUUACAUUUAUUGUACGAAAGAUUAAGGGACAUUCAAUAAACAGUAACAUAAACUCAAUAAAUGGAUAUAAAAGCGCAUUUCUGCUCCGAAAUAAAAAUAUCAAAC